Molecule: messenger RNA, 3843 nt
Organism: Perkinsus marinus ATCC 50983
Lineage: Eukaryota; Perkinsozoa; Perkinsida; Perkinsidae
Exons: 28
Coding region: 1-3843 (1280 amino acids)
Biological process (GO): TORC2 signaling
Cellular component (GO): TORC2 complex
Source: RefSeq, a predicted model, not a curated record
AUGUUCGAGACUGAUUUCUUGAAGAGACUCCUCCGCUUCUUCUCACCUAUCAAACACCAUCAAUAUCGUCACCAUCGGCGCACUAGAAGCUCAUGGAGUGCAUUCACGACAAGGACUUUGGCCGACCUUGUGGAACUAGACAACGAGAGUGCGACCAGCAGCAUGAACGAGGGGCCAGCCAGUCAGGGUCCCGCGGCUAAUCCUGUCUUUGGCUCACAGCCCUGGAACGGCCAGUGCCUUGCUCUGGCGAGAUUGGCGAAUACACUGUUGGCGCUGGUGGUAUCACAUAAAGAGGCUCGAGAGAAAUAUCUAGGAGUGCCGGGGGAAACGGCGGACACCCCUACUGUCGUUGUGGUCGAUGGUCAACAGCGGAGUCAGCAACAUCAUCAUCACCAGUCUCACACCUUCACGGCUGACCUGGCUAAAAUGCUCAGCGAAUCGAUCACAGGGGCGGAGCGUGACAUUCGAUCUGAUAGGAAGCUCUCAAGCUGGAUGGACAUCACUGGUCGACGGGCUCGGGAGAGAGGAUUGAGUGGCCUCUCUGAGGAAACAUCUCGUUCGUCCCCUCAACCAGAACCCUACACCACUGCCAACGUCUUCACCAGCCUCAGUUCGAAGUCGGCAGCGGCGGCGGCGUCCAUCACCCCUGAUGGGACCAGCGGCGCUCAGUCGGCCACCUCCUCACCUGGUGGUGCUCGCAUUGAGAGAGUUGGCAGCUGGGGCCAACCUGUUGCCGAUGGUCCUCCCCUGGUGAGAGCAGACCCAGCGGUUCAGAGUGGGCUCAAGUGGGCGGCCAAGGAUGCGGCUGACAGCCUGACCCGACCUGCCGACGAGGGCGGUAUUGUAGAGCAGUUCAGACGGCUGAGUCGAGAGUAUGGGGCUAUGAUCGGGGUCCUAUCCUCCACUAGAGAAGGUGUGGCCCUUCUUCAGAAGUACGACAUAUACCGUCUCAUCUACCGUAUGGUGCUGAUAUCAUCAUUGGACCCAUUCACAGCAUCAGUGCUAUCCUGCCUCUCCUUGGGGGUAGCCCGACGUAACCGUAAGGCUAUGGAAGCAGCCAUGACCAACGGCUCGGCUUACCUACAGUGUUUCGUUGUAUCAUUACUCACCAGUCUUACUCACAUUGACACUACUAGAAGCUUCGAGAGCGACGCCACUGCGCUUACCAAUAGCGAUGUACAGUAUAUCGUGGAUCCAGAGGGCGGCACGUCUCGUUGCAGUAAGAGAAUGGCGAGCCCCUACGACAACACAGUCUGGUGGGACGAUGACAUGCCCAACAACAACAGCACCGCCGGUGCGGCUGUCGGUGCACGAAAGGCUACAGCGUUCCCCAGUAGAAUGUCUGGCAUGGAAUUCGGAAAGUGGCAUCCAGUCGGAAUGCCCAGUCAGCCUCGAAGGAAAGUGGCUCCUAGCUUCGACUGCCGUCGGGAUAUACCUGGCUCUGAGGACGCCCUACACAACAGGACACGGGCUGUUACAGUAGACUCUGGUGGUGAGGAUGGUGAGCCCAUGCCCUCUACAGUGUCCCGCAUAAAUCCUGGGGAGGUGGAUUUCAUGCGAUGGGUUACUAGCAUCCUUGUUAAGCAUCUAGAAUUGGACAUCGCUGGUUCACAGGCCAUGGCCCAAACAGCACUGGCGUCGAUGGGAUACGUAGCCCUCUACUACAACACCGAUCAUGUCGUGCUCGAUGAGAUGGUCAAGUACGGUGGAUCCCUCAGCGACCUGGACUGCCCCGUCCGGCUCUGCCUCCUUUCAAACGAGGAGAUGUGCGAGAAGCAUAUCCUCGAUGGUUGGCUCGAAACUGAGUGGCAGCGGUGGGUUGAUGAAGAGAUGAAACGCUACGUAGACGUCCUCGACCUUCUCUGGACAGAGCGUGUCAAGCACGCCAUUGUGGGUUUCUAUGGUGAAGCUCUAGAGGACAAGGACCGGGCUGAGAAGUUGGGUAUCGCCGGCAGCAAGAGUGACGAGUUCCCUCCACCAUCACAGCCACAACGUCGCGAUCCAGCCUUCGUGCUACCCAAUCCUUCUUAUCUCAAGCCCACAGUCAAUUACAAAUAUCAGAGCCUCCAAUACCCCUGGCUGCUCCGACUGCCGUGGUACAUUUCGGUCAAGUUCAACAACGAGUCGUUCUCUGUCGGUGGGUUGGUAUCAAGAAGGAUAUCAGUGAAGAUACUCAAGCAGCUGAAGGCCUAUUCAGUCCUGUCCCAUAAUAUCCUAGAGGCGGGACCUCUGGCUCAUCUCGUAGUGGCCGCACCGGUACCACUGGAAGUUGACGAAGACUCCCAGAAAACGAACUUCCAGGUUGCCCUUUGUAUUGGCUCACAGUAUUGUUCUGUAUAUGGCGGUGGGUUAGUGUCGGACCCCGAAUGGUGUACUAUCCCCAUCGCGGAUAUGCGAAGGGACGCUCUUGCUAUCGAUGGGGAGGAGGAAGCCAUUUGUGGAAAAUACCAUCGAUGGCAAUGUCCCAAGAGUGGGGUUAUCGUCACUUUCAUCCUGGGUGACGACGGCAAGAUUCGCGUCCGGUCAGUGAGUUUCCCUAUCCGUUUCGAGCCCAGCAGCUCCACGCCAAUAUCCAUCAUCCCUCCUCUGCACAUUUGCCGGCCCUUAGCGAGCACCACGGUUGGGAUCAAGUGGCUGAGACAGAACAAGUUACCGUGGCUCGUCGACGCCCGUGAAUAUCUUGAACGAUGUUUCGCUGGUGAUCCCGGAUAUUCCGACGGAGAGAGUCAGACACAAUGCCGAGUGUACAUGUGGACGUUUGCCAACAUUGGUGCUGGUGGCGAACUAGGUGUGGAGCUCCUGCUAGACAUAGGGGCUUUGGAGACUCUUGUUAAGAUGGCUACUCACUGUAAACAUUUAUGUCUUCGAGGUUCGGCCAUUUACGCACUCUCAUUGCUGUGUUCGGUGCCUAGUGCUCAGCAGCCUCUGUUGAGUCUGGGAUGGGACCCAGUGGUCCAUGGACCGAUAGAUAUAGACAAGUUCCUCCAGCAGGUGGACAAGGAGGAUGAGAAGCCUGUUGAUGAGGAAAUGUCUUCCACGGAGGAGUAUAGCGACCUUUCGAGCUCAUCAGCGUCUUCCUCGACAGACUUGUCAGUCGUGGAAGUUGAAGAUCCUAAUCGUGGUACCUCACCGUUGUUCCAAUCUCUUGAUGGCGAGGAUGAGCUGCAGACUCGGGUGUCCCCGCGUUCCAUGCGCCGUGCAGGAUCGGAGAACAUGCUCAAUCACUAUCAGAAUCCCUAUGUGGAUUACGAUGCUGAUGCUCCCGAGACGAUGUCAGCAUCAUCGGAAGAUGACGCCGAGGCUGCUUCCCUUGAGAGACUGCUUGCUGCCAACCCGUUCUCGGCCCUGUCACCAUCAGUAUACAAUGGCAAAGGCAACGACGAUUUGAGUUACGCUGCCAGAAAGACUGGUCAAGAUAAUGCAGACCAAAACAGCAGCAGUAGCAGCAGUAGCUCGGAUUCUGAUCUCGCUAAAAUGGAACGCGAAGAUUCAUCGCAAGUCGGCCCUCUACCUUCAUUCAAAAAGCAGGCUACUCGUCGCAGGAGAAUGACGGCCAUACCUCGUCGGGCCUUCUAUAAAGAAUAUACGCCUGAACAUGCAGAGGUUUUACGACAUUUAACAGCCCUUUGCAAUACAGUGGCUUAUAAAGAGUCCCACAAGUUUCUCAUUCGAAAGAAACACAGCGAACCGCAUCUUUUUCAAUCAGUUGGUUUGUGGCUGCGUAUUCAUAAGCGUAUGUUGAAACUACAUUUCCCUCUAGCGACACGAAGGGUUAUCGACAACUUGUUCGACUAUGUGUUUUUAGACUUCGACGCGUUGGAUUAUCUCGAUAAUCUCAGAUAG